Molecule: messenger RNA, 1448 nt
Organism: Triticum dicoccoides
Lineage: Eukaryota; Viridiplantae; Streptophyta; Magnoliopsida; Poales; Poaceae
Product: alpha-1,3-arabinosyltransferase XAT2-like
Exons: 3
Coding region: 7-1398 (463 amino acids)
Molecular function (GO): glycosyltransferase activity
Source: RefSeq, a predicted model, not a curated record
AAGACGAUGGGGAAAGAACGUAUCGAAGACAAAAAGUUAGUAGAUGGGACCGACAUGAAUAAGAAAACUGCUAAGGUGCAAGUGCAUAGCACAGACCAGUUAGGUCAAACAGCAAAUGAUGCUAGGGGCAACUUGGAGGAAGAGCUCAUUCGGCAAGAACUCGAUCAGGACGGUGAUGGGAAUAAUAGAAGCAACGUCACACGUGGUACUCCACUCAAGCCCAUCUGCGACCUGUCCGACCCUAGGUAUGACAUCUGCGAGAUCUCUGGGGACGCCCGUGCCAUCGGCGCCAACUGUACCGUCCUCUAUGUCCCGCCCGCCGAUGAGCGCGGCCCUGAUGGCGCGGAAUGGACCAUCAGGGACCAGUCUCGCAAGGACCUAGGAUACAUCGACAAGGUGAAUGUCAAGACCCUGAGCGCCGCCCAGUCCCUGGUGGCGCCGAAGUGCACCUCCCGGCAUGCUGUCCCGGCCGUCGUGUUCGCCAUGAACGGGCUGACGUCCAACCCGUGGCACGACUUCAGCGACGUCCUGAUCCCGCUCUUCAUCACCACCCGUGCCUACGACGGCGAGGUCCAGUUCCUCGUAACCGACUUCCGGCCGUGGUUCGUGGACAAGUACCGGCUCAUCCUCACCAACCUGUCACGCUACGACAUCAUCGACUUCAACAAGGACACUGGUGUCCGGUGCUACCCACACAUCGUAGUCGGCCUCCGCAGCCACAGCGACCUCGGCAUCGACCCGACCCGCACGCCAUACAACUACACAAUGUUGGACUUCCGCAUGUACAUCCGAGACGUCUUCUCACUGCCGCCAGAAGGCCAAGGAAUCCCGUUCAAGGAGGCUAACAAGAAGAAGAAAAACGGUGGCACUAGCACGGAGGAACAAAAGCCGCGCCUCAUGCUCAUCAACCGCGCCGGGAUCAGGAAGUUCGUCAACCUUCCAGAGAUCUCCGCGGCGGUGCAGGCCGCCGGGUUCGAGGUGCUGGUCGUGGAGCCGCUGCGUGACAUGAGACUCGAGGAAUUCUCUCGGGAGGUGGACUCGUGCGACGUGCUGAUGGGCGCGCACGGGGCCGCGCUCACAAGCUUCUUCUUCCUCCGCACCAACGCGGUCAUGCUGCAGGUGGUGCCAUGGGGCUUAGAGAGGGAGGCCAUGAGUUACUUCGGCGUGCAUGCCAAGGACAUGAUGUUGCAGGACAUGGAGUACAGCAUCACCGUGGAGGAGAGCACGCUGUAUGAGAAGUAUGGCAAAGACCACCUGGCGGUACGUGACCCAGAGGCACUACGUAAGCAGGGGUGGCAGUUGUUAAGGAAGUACUUGUGGGACGAGCAGGACAUCAGGCUUAACGUCACCAGAUUUUCUCCCACUCUACACCAGCUGCUUCGAACGCUCGGUGAAUAGAGGAUAGGAAAUACUACUAGUAGGUUACAAGAAGGUUGAAACAACAAAUU